Acanthocheilonema viteae is the source of this 444-nucleotide messenger RNA. Lineage: Eukaryota; Metazoa; Nematoda; Chromadorea; Rhabditida; Onchocercidae. The record is from the annotation of a GenBank genome assembly.
AUGUUGGCGAUGAUAAAUCGUGUUCUGGAUUGGAUCCGGAGUUUAUUCUGGAAAGAGGAAAUGGAAUUAACCCUUGUUGGACUACAGAAUUCUGGGAAAACCACAUUUGUUAAUGUUAUUGCGAAUGGUCAAUUCACUGAAGACAUGAUUCCAACUGUUGGAUUCAAUAUGCGUAAAAUCACAAAAGGAAAUGUCACAAUUAAGUUGUGGGAUAUUGGUGGACAACCUCGGUUUCGUUCUAUGUGGGAAAGGUAUUGUCGAGGUGUCAAUGCAAUCAUUUUUAUGGUCGAUGCUGCUGAUGAAGAUAAACUGGAGGCUUCUAGGAAUGAAUUAAGCCAGCUUUUAGAUAAGCCACAGCUUGAUUCCAUACCAGUGCUUGUAUUAGCAAACAAAAAAGACCUUCCUGGUGCCCUUGAUGAACGGCAGCUUAUUGAACGGAUGUAA